AUGGCUAACGAGCCCGCCAACCAUGAGGCCGAAGAGGCUGAAGCCUAUCAAUUUCAACGUCAACUUUCCGAGAAUUCGAUGGAGUACAUGAUAUUUCUCCUUGAUGAUAGUCUCGAAGGUAUCAAAUACCUACAGUGUCUGGAAGCUAUUAGUAAGGAAGCAGCGCGCCGAAUGGACAAAAUCGCCGAAAACUACAUUUGGCAACGAGAUGAAUUUCAACUCCAAGUUGUCAACGACCAAGGCUUAAUAUAUCUUCACGGCACCACAGAUUACGGGGAUGCCGUGGAAGAUGAGUGGCUGACUGUCUAUGUAUUGCGGGAGCUCUCCAAAACAUACCCCAAACUGUUCAUUAGGGUCGCCGAUGAGGACGGCGAAUUUCUCUUGGUGGAAGCAGCCAGUGCGCUGCCAAACUGGCUGAAUCCCGAAAUCGACUACUGCAGGGUUUGGAUUCAGGGCGGAAAACUGAAGAUCAUACCUCUCCUACCUCCCCAAAGCGAAAAGACGAAAACGGCCGUUACCAAGUCACUUACGCUACCUGAGGCCAUAAGCUGCCUGCGGAAGGCGUCGGCGACAUUGAUCCACUCGCCUUCCAUUGAAGAUGAGGCAUUCUAUCGACUGGGCAAGUAUCCCGAACAUGUAGACGUCUCGAUACAUUACUCCACGAUGACAAUCCCGCGAAAGCUGGCCUAUGUUAUACACGAGCUGCCGAAAACUAUAUCCGCCGCCGUUGAAGCUUUUUAUCUCAGGGACCAUGCUGGCAUGAGGAAGAUAACCUCAGAAUCAGAGAAGCUGCAUUUACCUCCAACUGAUAUGGUCACUGUUAGUGUCAAGUUUAGUAGAGUCUUGUUCGCGCAACUGCGCUCUCAGCACUUCGAGGCGCCCAGAAGAUGGCAGAAUAUGACGCAAAAGCAAACAGGAGACGAAAAGAAGGAAAAAGAGCUGGGUAGCAACCUACUCGCCACUGAAGACGGCAUGAAAUUGACUUGCGGGUAUGAAAUGCUUGCCCUGACAGCAGACAAGAACAAGAGCCGCAUCGUUCGCGAGCUCGCCAUUAUGCUUCAGGAUUUUCAGGAGGAUGGCGACGAAGAACUGCCAACAAAUGAGGAUAUCGCAACGUGGCCAGACGUCAGACGUAACGACGACGAAGGCUGGCUCGACAUCGACUAUGAAGACUUUGAGCGCGAGUUGGAAGGAAAUAGAGCAGAAUCGGGCGGCCAACAACCGAUGUCUUCUGGAUUUGGAGACUCCAGAACACAAGAUGACCUACGAAAAAUAGUGUCUCGAUUUGAGGCGUUCCUAAACAACGAGACGGCCGGCUUAGAUGGCGCGGAAAUUGAUGAAAUGGACAUGGACAAUGACGACGACGCUGACUUGGACGACAACGAAUCUGACGAAAACAGCGACAUGGAGGACAAGGAAGUCAGCUUUGACGAGGAGACAUUUUCUUGCAUGAUGAAGGAGAUGAUGGGACUGCCAGUUGACAACCCCACCAUCACGUCCACCGGGCAGUACAAACACAAGACCACAGCUCGGAGCGCAAGAGAUGCUCGCGUAGACGACGACGAGGAUGACGAAGAAGGCGAUAUCAAGAAUCUCACCUUGCAGAUGGAGGCUGAGCUCAAGGGCUACGGCGCCCUGCAGCUAGACGGCCCCAAGUCUCAGCAAAGCAAGCUCGAUGGCGGCGGCGAUCGAGGCAAAGGUAAAGAGAAGGCGAUGGCAGCCGAGACAACUGAAGAAGAGAACGAUGAUGAGGAUUCGGAUGAAGAGGUUGAUGUGGACUACAAUUUGGCCAAGAAUCUCUUGGAAAGCUUCAAGAGCCAAGGUGGCAUGGCCGGCCCAGCAGGCAACCUGAUUGGGCUUAUGGGCAUCCAACUACCAAGAGACGAAGACGACGGCGAAAUGGACAAAUAA
Messenger RNA from Cordyceps fumosorosea ARSEF 2679, 1911 nucleotides. Its product is annotated as SGT1 domain containing protein. The transcript is spliced from 2 exons. Gene Ontology annotation, cellular component: nucleus. NCBI's taxonomy places the organism in Eukaryota, Fungi, Ascomycota, Sordariomycetes, Hypocreales, Cordycipitaceae. Bases 1 to 1911 code for a protein of 636 amino acids. The record is from RefSeq and is a predicted model, not a curated record.